CACAGUAUUAAGGAGCAUAGGGGACUCAUUUACUCGCACACUGAAGAAGGACGUAAAGGUUCUUUUGGGCUGGGUUGCCCUGACGGGGUCAGGCAGGAAGAUAAAUCAAGCCUAUUGGUCUGCUUUUCCCCUCUCUGGUGCCCACGAUGGCAGCUGAUUCCUACGACCCUGUCUCCUUGCGUAACAAGUCGAAGAAGAGAAGUCGAGGGGAUGGUGUAACAAUGAGCAGGCGGAGGAUAUCGUGUAAGGAACUGGGACAAGUGGACUGCCAGGGGUGGCUCUAUAGGAAGAGAGAAACCAAGGGCUUCAUAGGAAUCAAAUGGAAAAAGUACUGGUUUGUGCUAAAGAGAACCUCUCUGUACUGGUACAGCAGCCACACGGCAGAGAAAGCAGAAGGGUUCAUAAACUUGACUGAUUUUACUGUGGAUCAGGCAACAGAAUGCAGAAAAAAGCAUGCGAUAAAGGCCAGACACCCUCAGAUCAGGACAUUCUAUUUUGCAGCUGAGUCUCCUGAAGAAAUGAACAAAUGGCUUAAGAAACUUAAGAAAGGACUGGCUUCAAUCAGGUGUGAGCCACCAGCUGAAGUGAGUCAAGACUGCUGGAGUGAAAGUGAUCAUGAAGAGUCACACCUGACAGCCGCCACACCACCUCCACCCUAUUCAAUGGACUCUGCAGUUAAACCUGAGGAAACCCUCCCGCCCCUGUAUUCCUCAACUCCUCCUGGUGCAGCCCCUGGCCUCAAUGCCUCCCCCAGCAGCACCCUUACAUCUCAGGGGUCUGAUGCUUCUGUCUCUAAAGCCGUCUGUGAGGAUCGCCAGUCAUGGCUCGACAUCAGUAACAGCUCACAAGCCUCCAGUGCUGGGCAGUCGCUCACCUGCUCUUUGCAGAUUCACUCCAAACACCCUCAGCCUGACAGCAGUGAUCCCGCGGGGGACUCUUCACUAAAUCCAAUAAGCAGAUCUCGGGACUCUCUCCAUGAAGAGCUGCUCAACCCCACCAGCUGUGCAGACCCUGAGAAUGAGGUCUCUUUGCCUGGAUCUGUGGAAAGUGUUCCAGAAUCGGCCUCUUCGGAUGAAAUGGAAAAACUGUACAAGUCCUUGGAACAAGCAAGCUUGUCUCCAAUUGGUGAGCGCAAGCCUUCAACCCGGAAGGAGUUUAGGAAGUCUUUUAUUAAGCGCUGCAAAAACCAAGCUGUCAACGAUAAGCUGCACCAGAUCAGGACCCUCAACAGUACUCUAAAGGCCAGAGAAGAUGAUUUAAUGACGAUUGCGCAGGUUUUGGAGAAGCCCAGUCUGACAGCACAGGAGUAUCGGGAGUGGAAGGCAAUCAAUCUGCUGUUACUGCAGGAGAUCUGUCAGAACUACCAGCCUCACACUGAGGGAGAACCCAAAGCUCCAGACCCAGCCUCCACACCAGCAUCACACUGAGGGAGAACCCAAAGCUCCAGACACACAGCCUCCACACCAGCCUCACACUGAGGGAGAACACAAAGCUCCAGACCCAGGCUCCACACCAGCAUCACACUGAGGGAGAACCCAAAGCUCCAGACCCAGCCUCCACACCAGCAUCACACUGAGGGAGAACCCAAAGCUCCAGACACAGCCUCCACACCAGCCUCACACUGAGGGAGAACCCAAAGCUCCAGACACACAGCCUCCACACUAGCAUCACACUGAGGGAGAACCCAAAGCUCCAGACACAGCCUCCACACCAGCAUCACACUGAGGGAGAACCCAAAGCUCCAGACACACAGCCUCCACACCAGCCUCACACUGAGGGAGAACCCAAAGCUCCAGACCCAGGCUCCACACCAGCAUCACACUGAGGGAGAACCCAAAGCUCCAGACACAGCCUCCACACCAGCCUCACACUGAGGGAGAACCCAAAGCUCCAGACACACAGCCUCCACACUAGCAUCACACUGAGGGAGAACCCAAAGCUCCAGACACAGCCUCCACACCAGCAUCACACUGAGGGAGAACCCAAAGCUCCAGACACACAGCCUCCACACCAGCCUCACACUGAGGGAGAACCCAAAGCUCCAGACACACAGCCUCCACACUAGCAUCACACUGAGGGAGAACCCAAAGCUCCAGACACAGCCUCCACACUAGCAUCACACUGAGGGAGAACCCAAAGCUCCAGACACACAGCCUCCACACCAGCAUCACACUGAGGGAGAACCCAAAGCUCCAGACACAGCCUCCACACCAGCCUCACACUGAGGGAGAACCCAAAGCUUCAGACCCAGCCUCCACACCAGCAUCAAACUGAGGGAGAACCCAAAGCUCCAGACACAGCCUCCACACCAGCCUCACACUGAGGGAGAACCCAAAGCUCCAGACACACAGCCUCCACACCAGCAUCACACUGAGGGAGAACCCAAAGCUCCAGACACAGCCUCCACACCAGCAUCACACUGAGGGAGAACCCAAAGCUCCAGACACACAGCCUCCACACCAGCCUCACACUGAGGGAGAACCCAAAGCUCCAGACACACAGCCUCCACACCAGCAUCAAACUGAGGGAGAACCCAAAGCUCCAGACACAGCCUCCACACCAGCCUCACACUGAGGGAGAACCCAAAGCUCCAGACACACAGCCUCCACACCAGCAUCACACUGAGGGAGAACCCAAAGCUCCAGACACACAGCCUCCACACCAGCAUCACACUGAGGGAGAACCCAAAGCUCCAGACACACAGCAUCCACACCAGCCUCACACUGAGGGAGAACCCAAAGCUCCAGACCCAGCCUCCACACCAGCAUCACACUGAGGGAGAACCCAAAGCUCCAGACACACAGCCUCCACACCAGCAUCACACUGAGGGAGAACCCAAAGCUCCAGACACAGCCUCCACACCAGCCUCACACUGAGGGAGAACCCAAAGCUCCAGACCCAGCCUCCACACCAGCCUCACACUGAGGGAGAACCCAAAGCUCCAGACCCAGCCUCCACACCAGCAUCAAACUGAGGGAGAACCCAAAGCUCCAGACACAGCCUCCACACCAGCCUCACACUAAGGGAGAACCCAAAGCUCCAGACACACAGCCUCCACACCAGCAUCACACUGAGGGAGAACCCAAAGCUCCAGACACAGCCUCCACACCAGCAUCACACUGAGGGAGAACCCAAAGCUCCAGACACACAGCCUCCACACCAGCCUCACACUGAGGGAGAACCCAAAGCUCCAGACACACAGCCUCCACACCAGCAUCAAACUGAGGGAGAACCCAAAGCUCCAGACACAGCCUCCACACCAGCCUCACACUGAGGGAGAACCCAAAGCUCCAGACACACAGCCUCCACACCAGCAUCACACUGAGGGAGAACCCAAAGCUCCAGACACAGCCUCCACACCAGCCUCACACUGAGGGAGAACCCAAAGCUCCAGACACACAGCCUCCACACCAGCAUCACACUGAGGGAGAACCCAAAGCUCCAGACACACAGCCUCCACACCAGCAUUACACUGAGGGAAAACCCAAAGCUCCAGACCCAGCCUCAGACCCGCCCAAUACAUUCUGGGCCCUUGCUGCCAUUUCACUUUGUGGAGAAACAAAGCGGUGACUUCAUCAGAACAUUUGUGACAAAAAAUUUGAGAGCUUGUCUGGAUAAUCUUAAAAUAACUAGUUUAGCCAAAAAAAGUUUUAAACAGUUACGUCUGUGCUUUUUUUCCCUUCAUCAUAUUUUUAUACAUGUGUUUUUUCUGAAGUUGUCAUACAACUUCACUGGAUCAGUGUGGACUGUUUCAUUAAAACCCCAUGCAUUCAGUGAGAGAGUAUUCAAAUAGCAUGCUUGUCUUGGUGACUAGGCUGUGUGGUAUUGCACAGACAGCAUGCAUGCAGACGUUUUCUUAUUUCAAACUGUUGUCAUAUAAUCUUUGUUGACAUAAUAAUUUAUUGUUGUUGUUAUAUAUUUUCAUUUAUGCAUUUGGUGACUUGGACUUGAGUCUUGUUAAUUUAGUGUGUAAAGGUUGGGGGGGGUAGGUUACCAGACGUCCCAGGAAACAGUAACAUUGUCCAGUUGUCCCGGUUUUUACUAUUUUGUGUUCACAUUUUGUCUAGGUACAAAACUGUAGCAGUGUGCUCAGCAAGUUGACAGCACAGUCAUUUAUUAUAUAAAUAAAUAAACUUGUGUAUUAUUUGUUUAAUAAUUCUGAUUAUGUGUUUAAUAAUUAAUAUUCUUUUUAACUUCCUGGACCAUGGCUAUUUAAAAAAUAAAAAUCCUGGAAGAGCCACCAGCCCCUCAUUGCCAUUCUCAUUACUGCCAAUAGUUACCUGGGGCAGCGUUGGGACCACCACACUCAUUUCAACUGGGGUGCUCCGCAGAGUUUUGAAUUGUCUCUUGUUUUCUCCUGCCACCUCUGCCCUUUGUAUAAACACCAGGAUGUACAUUAAUUAAAAAGCACUACAGAGCCCUUGAGAUGUUAUUCUUGAAAAUGUAUGUGCCAUAAAAGUGAAUGUAUCUAGCACUGUGCUGACAGGAUCAAACGCCACUGUGCGAUGCGUACAAUGUGUUUUCUCGUAAGGAAAGCUGUUUCUGCUUUAUGUGGAGUACAGCUGUUUUUAAGUUCAUAGAAAAUGAUGUGAAAGCAGAAAUUGAACUAUAAGCUGAUUGGCAGGUUAUUGAAGUAUUGGUAGAUGGUAUAGAUGGGCUUCUACUGGUAUUGAUAAACAAGGAGACCAUUUUAUCACUUCUGAGCUUUUGGAUGGGGUAGCGUAUUUCCUUUAUUUUAAUCCAGCCCCUCCACUAACUGGCAUUCUGUAUAAUUCGGGCUGAUUUUCAGGUCCCGACCAAGUCCCUGAAUGGUGAAUGGUGUGAUCCCGUCUCCAAGCCGGCAUGAUUUGUAAGUCUUGUCUGUCAAAAACAAUGUAAAUGUGACUGUCCAGCACCAGAUCAGGUGAUUUUUAAUUUCUAAUACUAGAAUAAAAAUAAAAAGCAUGAUUAUUUUGUGUAUGUCAGGGGUGGCCAAAGUAGGCCUGUCUGUUCAACAUCCACCCAGACCCAAGGUAGUUCAUGAUCUCAUUACCUGUUCAACAUCCACCCAGACCCGAGGUAGUUCGUGAUCUCAUUACCUGUUCAACAUCCACCCAGACCCGAGGUAGUUCGUGAUCUCAUUACCUGUUCAACAUCCACCCAGACCCGAGGUAGUUCGUGAUCUCAUUACCUGUUCAACAUCCACCCAGACCCGAGGUAGUUCGUGAUCUCAUUACCUGUUCAACAUCCACCCAGACCCG
Messenger RNA from Acipenser ruthenus (sterlet), 5240 nucleotides. It is a transcript of the gene ipcef1, whose product is annotated as interaction protein for cytohesin exchange factors 1. Bases 147 to 1427 code for a protein of 426 amino acids. The transcript has 11 exons. NCBI's taxonomy places the organism in Eukaryota, Metazoa, Chordata, Actinopteri, Acipenseriformes, Acipenseridae. The record is from RefSeq and is a predicted model, not a curated record.